UUGUCUUUAAACCAUGAAGUAUUCUCUGUUCGCCCUGUUGGUACUUAUAAUUUCUUUCACUCAUGCAAAGUUAGUUGGUAGGUACAUAAUUGAAAUUUCUCGAGGGACACUUUCAUGUGAGAGGGGAGUAGGUGCCCCUGUAAAUGUGGGCGUGGACCAAGCUUUUCUUACCCAUCUAACAUACCAUUCUCAUACAGACAGUUAAACAGGAGCUAUAAUAAAUUUGAUAAGAUAAAAAUUGUCCACUUCUGCUUUAUUAUUUCUUCAAGCACAUUCUUACGCGAUACCUAUCUACGUAAUAUUUUGUCUUUCCAUCCUAAAUACUCAUUGCAAAGAGAUAUACAAACUUUACACACUGAAAUGAGAAGUAUUAAAACCGUGCCUGCCCGCUCCACCCCUCGGGGGGACUCCGUCCCGAGGUCCAAGCCCUUACCCUUUUAUAUACCAUUUUGACAGAAACAUCAACCCUUUCGUAUACCUUCCAUUGACAAUGGUACUCACUUUACUUGCAUAGUUUAUAACUUUGUAUCCCUAUAACUUCUAUAAAUGUACUGCCUUUUAAAUAUGAAAAAAUCACAAAACCAGAAAAUGUUCUCGACUUUUUCACAAUCAUUAAAUCCUUCUGUAGCAAUUUUAUGUCAUACUAAACCCCCGAAAUGAGAGAUUUCCUACACUUUUAUAUACUUUCACUAGUGAAAUCCCUACCCUUUCAUAUACCUGAAGCCUGAUUAAAGGUACCCAUUUCAGGCGGAGACUCCCCGUAUAGUCCAUUAUAGGGAGAACCCUUCCGGGCCACCUUCCCCCCCCCCUUAAGAAAUUAUAUAUUACAGCAUAAACUUUGAAUGAAUUACUAUGGGUAAGUGGUAAGGCUACGAACAAAGCAACUCAGUAACAGUUUAGAGAUUGCAUUAGUUACAUUGUAAUAUGAUACUGUAUUCUUCUAACUUCAGCGUACUAUGUUAAAACCGGUACGUCAGAUAAUGCUAUGGCUGGCACAAACGCCAAUGUUUGGAUCAAAAUACUUGGCCAGAAGGGCUUCACCAGGAAAUUGCUCUUGGAUAACCUUGGGAAAGAUGACUUUCAACAAGGAGCGUAAGUGUCGCACGUUAUUGUGGCUUUCAACUCACAGUAUAAUUCACCACUUUAGAAACGACUAUGAAACUCGAUUGAGUAGACUUCAAGGGUUGUUAUUGGGCACAGGAAUAGCUGACCGGCGCGUGCCGAACAAAUUAAUUUUCGACUUUUGCCCCCCUUCUCGUUUUAAAAGUGGUAUAAUUUAAUUCAAAAACAAGUUGCUGUAACGGAGCGAAGUUGCUGUGCGCGCCGAUCUCCUAAAGUGGAGAGUCACAUAUCGGACAGGUGUUCGCACAGCCAAUAGCUUUCCGUGUCGGCACGAACAUAACCUAACUCUUUCUAUAUUUUUGUAGAGGUUACGCACAGAGGGCAGUUUUUCCUCUAGGCUGAUCGAUCAUCAGCUAUACAUAACAGGGUUAGCUAAAAACAAAAAGACAAACGCUAUAUCCCUUAGAAUUUGCAAAAAUACUGCCCAUGCAGUAUAUAUUACAAUUUCUUUAAGUCUACGGAGCAUUGUUACACAAGGGGCCAGAAUCCGAUGCAAUUUAGUGGGACAGAAGACGCUUUUACGUAGCAAGAGUUCAACUUCCACAGAAUUUACACUGUAAACCAACAUGGCCGCUAUUUCAUUCCUAACCCGUGUGGGGGGGGGCGGGGGAGGGCGCAGGGAAGAGAGACGGGGUGGAGGGACUGUGAACGGCCCACAUUUCAGACAUGGAAUCUAAGUCAAUAAUAAUGAUAUCUUGGUUUAAAUGGAUAAAUUUGUAAAUUUCAAUGCUUUUCAAAUUUCCCUGUAGUGUAGACGACUUUAAAGUCUAUGCCGAAGAUGUUGGAAAAGUGAGGGGAUUUGAAGUUAUGCGUGAUGACACGGUAUCCAAUGGCGUGUCUGCUGUAUGGGGUAUUGAUGCCGUAAGUGAUCACAGUCAAACCACAGUCACCCUUGAGAAAUGGCCAACUGAUACAGAUUGAUAUGUUUAAUGCAGGUUCCGGGGGUGCGUGUUCUUGAAACGUGCCGUCCGUUACAAAUUAAGCCCAGUGGCUCUGGGGACGAGAAAUCGCGUAUCCUAGAUAACCAUAAAACAAGUGCGCAUGCCUACGAUCGUACAUGCGAAAAAUUAUUCUGGAUUUUUUUUCUCUUUAUAUAAAAUGAUACUGUGCUUUCUCGCUGACGCUCACCUGCAAUGAAGCUUAGUUUUAAAAUUUAGUUUCUAAAGUUGGAUAGUUACAUGUACUCACAGUAUAAUUUGCUUUGUUCCAGAUUGGUGUGAAGUCUGCCCGGGCGCCAAAGUAUUUGACUUUUUAUUAUAACUUCUUUUUACCGGCUUAUACGUGGAUUGCGUUCCCCAGUAAGUAAUUAAAUAUGAGGAACUAUAUGGGUCUGCCACAAGUUUGAAAAAAGCCACCAGUAUUCAACUCAAGCUUAUUAUUCAAUAAUUCAUUUCUUUGACUUGUUAAAAGUUCUCCUGUGAAUUAAGGAAUGGGGCACUGCAAAUUUGGAGGGGGGUGGUCUUUUUUAGUGGGGAUUUCAAGUGGGGAUUUCACCUUUCGCAUUAAUAUUUUAAAUUCAAUAUUUACUCCCAAUAAGCAUUCAUUUUUCAUUAUUACUAAUUUAUUACCUGUGUCACGUGACUUGUCACACCCAUUCUUGACUAUUUAUUUCAAUCCAAAUUACACCACUUUAUAAAUAACACUUGUAAUUUAAUUCACUUUUUGUCAAUGACUAUUGACACAAAGUUUAUAGAAUUAAUCGGGGUUUUCUAAAAUUAUCUACUUUUUGUAAACUAUAACGUUUCUUGUUAAGAGGGAGACUGGUACGCGACAAAAAUUUCUAAUAACUACGAAGGAAUGGAUCAUUUCACAAAACCCCGAUUAAUUUAGCUUAUUUGACUGUAAAUGAAAUAUUAUGGAAGGAAAAACGAUUGUGGUCACAGUCAAUAAACUGGUGUAAUCUGCAAAGUCCAAAUUUUGCAUAAUUAUGGGCGUGGCUGGUCACGUGAUCUAAAAAGGGAGUGUUAAAGGUCCAAAGUAGUUCCGGUCUUAAACACAGCGGUCUAUGAUUAAAAUAAAGGAAGAUACUGGGAAAAAAAAGAUCAAGUUAUAAGACCCCGCAUGUAACGAGGACCCAUUCCUUAAUUCACCGGAGUAAUUAAACUGAACUGCCCUCUUUGAGAGGCCAGAAGAAGGAAAACUUUAAGAUCCUUUUUUCCCAAAACGGUAUGGUCUCCUUCAAAGUCUUUUUGACGAGACGAAACGACUGCGAAGGAGGCUAAAAACGUUAUAACGAUAAAAUGUGUUUUCGCCAGCAGCAUAGUGCGCCUUAAAAGAUUGUUUUUCUAUAUGAAGUAUUUUAAUUGGCGGCCGGGAAAACCUUAAAUUCCUGUUAAAGUGGGCUGUUUGCAGUCUUUUAUUUCUUCGUGGGAUUGUUGAGAAAGAGGCUUGCUACACUGAACUGGCAGUAACCUAGGCUCCAAAUGAGAGUGUGACCUGGGGAUGAGGAUCAAAUUUACCUUAGGGUGCGGCAAAAGGGUGGACGUGGAUCUUGAGAGCUGACAAGAAAUAUAUUUUUUUGCACGCUCUUUUUUUUCAGUAAAUAAUUCAGUGAAGGAAAAAGAAGAGAGCGGAAGAAAAAUUCAAUGGCAACUCCUUUAUCGAAAUUAAAAUUAUUAUAGUUCUUUUAGCCUAUCUGUCUCAGAAGCUAUUUUUUAAUAAGUGGUCAAAUAACGCUUAAGCUUCGCCCAGUUUGGUCUUCUUUUCUUUUGAAUUUCUUAUUCUCACAUGUUUUAGCCGGGUGUUAGCCAAGCAAAUACUGUCGAGGUAAACUUAUCACAGAAUAAUUUCUUCUCAGGAUCUACAUGCUUGGGAACAAAUGAGGCUUGCUAUAAAGAAGCAGCUGCCUGCCCAGCGGGUACAAAGGAGAAUUCUGGCAAGGAGUGCUUCCUGAAAACUUUAAAGUGUUGUACCACCGGUAAGCUGUUAGUAGUGAGACCCUUACAGCUGGUUAGUCAUGAGGAACAGAAAAUGUUAAGGACUAAGAAACGAACUGGGCGACAAGACUCUCCGGAGCGAGGUCCCCAAUAGAGUUCUUCAAUCCUGUAAUCUUGAUUCAAAAUUUCGUGCAAUCCCGUAAUUACGAGGGGGGUUUUUAGCAUCCCACCUCCCGCGCAUAUUUUCAAACCCGAAGCUCGCCCUAAUUUUACUUUCAAAUCCCGAAUCCCGAGAUUCAGAUAAGAGAAAUCCCGAAAAAACUUAUUAGGGAUCCUCCAGAGCAGAGUGGUAUUUCACUUCUAACAAGUCAACAUGACUGAUCAGUAACAAAGGACCCAUUCUCAUAAGAGAGGAGAUACUAGUGGAGGAUCCAGGGGGCUCCGGGCCCCAAACCCCCCUCCCCCCCCCCCUGCACGUCAGACCUGACGUUAGUUUGAGACUGAAAUUCUUACAUCGACAGGAUCGCAUAUAACUUUCUGACUAGUUGAUUUUUUUAAUGAAACGCGCGUUGCAUUUUGCCACUAAACUAAAUUCCAGGGAUAUUAUUAUUAUCAUUAUUAUUAUUAUUAUUAUUAUUAUUAUAUUAUUAUUAUUAUUGUCAUUAUGGGAUAUAUUGCUUCUGCUUUCAAAGCAGGUAAUCUUAUACGCGCAAAAAAGUUUGAUAUCCUGUGCACGCAUGCGCAGGAACAGUUGGGGAAGGACCAAACUUUAAUCCAUAUUCGGUUUUUGUUUGUUUCUUUUUUUUUUUCUUUUCAGAAACAGCUGCCAGUGAAACGAAGGAGACUGAGUAA
Porites lobata is the source of this 4850-nucleotide messenger RNA. Lineage: Eukaryota; Metazoa; Cnidaria; Anthozoa; Scleractinia; Poritidae. The record is from the annotation of a GenBank genome assembly.